UCAACUUUUUUCAUGGCUUAAAAUAAGGAUGCACAACCUCACUCGUGCGGCCUACCACUUUGACCAAAUCUAGAAACAAGACUCUGCUCUAUCUAAAGACCCCGCAAGUAGAUAUCAUUCUAACAAGAAGUUGAUAACUAAAGUUUCAGUAAAGACACGAGUGCACGUCUGUUGGUCAAAACGUAAGUGUAAGCAAGGUCAUCAGGCUCAGAGCAUUUUUGUCACUGAAUGCUUACUAGCUUCACCUUCACAAUUUAUAUUAGUAUUGUUUCAUAUAAGAAGCUAGUAAAUUUGGUGCUAUGGAUGCUGUUAGAUUCGAAAAUUCUCUGCUUUCAAGUCCUUUUCCAUCUCCAAAUGUUGCAGCACUGCUGAAAAUCAAAAUCAUAUCAUGGAGCCAAGAGACUGGUUUCCCUGUUUCGCUUUGUGUUCGAGUUGCUGAUAGAACUUUUAACCUCCACAAGUUUCCACUAAUUUCAAAGAGCGGAUACUUUGCAAGGACACUUGGUGAAUCAAAUGAGAUCAAGCUACCCAAAGAUUUUCCAGGAGGAGCAGAGACCUUUGAGAUGAUUUCCCUCUUCAUCUACGGCUCAUCAUCAUUAGUUGAUCCGCUUAAUGUGGCUGCACUAAGAUGUGCAGCAGAGUUUCUUGAAAUGACAGAAGAUUAUUGCUCUGGCAACCUGUGUCAGAGGUUUGAUAUUUAUCUGAACCAAGUUGUCUUACAGAGCUGGGAUGACACUUUGAUUGUUCUCCAAAAAUGUCAGACUUUGCUUCCAUGGGCUGAAGAUCUGCUGAUUGUGAGCCGGUGCAUCGAGUCACUUGCCUUCAUGUCCUGCAUGGAAAUUCUUGAUCCAGAGAGGAGGAGGAACCAACCAGUAGUUACAUUAGAAGCUUUAUCAAGUCGAGCUUGGAGCUGCCAGAAAGUGAAGGACAUUGUGAGACAAGACCUCUGGAUCAAAGAUCUUAUUGCAUUGCCAUUCGGGUUUUUCAAGAGGAUUAUAGGAUCUUUGAGAAGACAAGGCAUGAGGGAAAAAUAUGUCAGUCCUAUUGUUCUUUUCUAUGCAGAUAAAUGGAUCCUAUCAAACAAGACUCGCCAGAGCAGUGAUGACACAAGUAGUAAAGAUUUGACAGUCUUUCGAGGUGUCAUUAGUCUACUUCCCACUGGGGAGAAGGCUAGUAAAUUGAUUCCUGUUGGGUUUUACUUCUCUUUGCUUUCUAAAUCUCUGCAAUUUGGCCGAGCAACUAACAAAAUUCAGGCAAAGUUAUCAGAUCAAAUUGCUUCAAUUUUGCAUGCUGCAUAUCUUGAUGAUUUUCUCUUCCCAGCAUCCGGGAGUGAUUUGAUCUCUUCUAGUACUGAACUGGCCACAAUGGAGAACAUAUUUUCAACAUAUGUGUCAUCAAACAUGGACUCAGACUAUAUCCAUUCGCUAAAUAACUCUGUUGUUGCAGAAUUAUGGGAUGCUUAUCUGAAGAACAUAGCUACUGACCCGAAAAUGAGCUCGAAAAGAAUCAUGGAUCUUGUUGAAACGGUACCAAUGUCAAGCAGGCAAAACCAUGACCAUCUCUACCAUGUACUAGACACCUUUCUGCAGGUGCACAAAGACUUGACACAAGAAGAAAAGGCCAGGGUGUGCAAAGACCUCAAAUGCCAGAAACUAUCACCAGAGGUGUGUAUCCAAGCGGUUCAAAAUGACUUAAUGCCACUUCGCCUAGUCGUGCAGGCACUAUUUGUUCAGCAACUAAACACGCAUGAAGCGUUGAAAGAGUGCUCAGACUCAUUCAGAUACGAACCACAUUCUAAAGAAUUCUCCGGGAGCCUAUCAAGAAGCCAAACUCUAGCAGAAAGCCCCAGUUACGCGAAUGGAGAAACAGGCAGCAGAGGCCUUAACUUAUUUCCGCAGCAAAAAGAUUCAGCAUUGCAGAGGUCUGAGUUGUCACGAAAGGACUACGAGUCCACAAGCUCCCGGAUCCAGAGCUUAGAGCAAGAACUCACUGCCUUGAAGACCAGGCUUGAAAUGCAGAUCAUUUCUAAGGCAAGAAAUUCAAGGAGUUCGAGGUCGCGUAAUUUGGAAUCAGGCCAGAAGAGGAAUCAGAUGAGAAGUUGCACUGGUUCUGUUAACUUUUCAUCUCAAUGGAAGCAUGCUAGCAGGUUACUCAAACUUUUUAAGAGAUUGAGUUUGUUUAGCAGGAGAGCACACAGAAAGGCCAACUCUGAUUUAGGGCCUCAGGCAAUGUAAUUCGUUGAUCAUUGUUUCUGAAAAUAUGAUGCUUUCUAUUCA
This is a messenger RNA of Daucus carota subsp. sativus, 2276 nucleotides long. Its product is annotated as BTB/POZ domain-containing protein At5g48130. Gene Ontology annotation, molecular function: protein binding. Bases 300 to 2234 code for a protein of 644 amino acids. Lineage: Eukaryota; Viridiplantae; Streptophyta; Magnoliopsida; Apiales; Apiaceae. The record is from RefSeq and is a predicted model, not a curated record. The transcript is spliced from 4 exons.